Messenger RNA from Polychytrium aggregatum, 2340 nucleotides. Its product is annotated as ATP synthase regulation protein NCA2-domain-containing protein. The transcript has 6 exons. Gene Ontology annotation, cellular component: mitochondrial outer membrane. The record is from RefSeq and is a predicted model, not a curated record. Lineage: Eukaryota; Fungi; Chytridiomycota; Chytridiomycetes; Polychytriales. Bases 75 to 2207 code for a protein of 710 amino acids.
CCCUGGUCAACCUUGCCAUCGAACUCGACCUUGGCCGUCGGCUCUCGUCCCGCCCCUUACUCACCCCCUCCGCCAUGGGCUUCGUCUCUGAACAGCUCCAGGCGCGGCUCGCCAGGAUUGACUCACAGUUGGCCACGUCGUCUUCCUCGUUCCAGCUUCUCUUGCUCGACUCGCCCGAGCUCCAGGAAUCCGUCUCGAAGCAAGUCACCCACUCACUCUUCCGCCAUGUCCACAGCCCGGCGUUCUCGCUGGUGUCAUCAGAUGGUACCUCUCCGGCCGCGUUUGCCUUAGACCCUUUCUACCCAUCCACCGACAACGUCACCAGUCAAGGACGUAGCGGCCACUCGGACUCACAUAUCCCCUCGAUCGAUACCAUCGAAAGCACCAUCCACCAAUGUCGUCAGUUGCUCUAUGCAGAGGAAACGGCGACCUCUGUUUCCGAGGUUCCUCCAGCAAAGCCUGACGAAACUGCGAGCACGCUGGAGAUAUUGCUUCUUGCCAAAGCUGCUUUGGUGAUCCACGCGCACCUUGUCGAGAAGAUCCUCGCUCAAUCGACCUCGAUCGUCCCAAGCAUGGGUCAUUGGCUGGAUGUCGAGGGCUCGAAUUUUUCCAUUGGCCUCUAUCUCGUACAAACGCUUCCUGAACGGCUCUUCCGACUCGUGGCUUCGGCCUGGGCAAAACAUCAGCGGCCCUCGCUUGCACAGCUCUUCACUUCCCUGACAUCGCUGCCGUUGUCGCUCUCGCUCUUUUCGGAUACGACCAUCUCGGCAGCUUCACAUCUGUCGCUUUCAAAGUCCAGUCGCAAUUUCAAGUCGUUCCUAUCCUCGAGCACUAUUGGCCUAAAGAACUAUAUGCUCUUUGCGCCGUCGCUGCUGCAGCUGACUCGCACAGAGAUAUCGAAGAAAAGACUUGCUCUCUGGCGGGCACACGAAGUUCAGGCUGCGUACCUGGGCCUGUUGACCAAUCGUGGACUCAACUUGAACGAGCUUAGCCAAGUCCGUGUGGAUGCUUCCGACAAGACCUUUAUCCUUCAACUCAAGUCGCACGUCAAUUGGAGUUUGGGCCUCAUGCAGAGCAUCAUGGACAAAACGCAAAAGCUAGACCACGACGAUGAUAUGGAGGCUAUCCUGAUGGAUCUUGAUGUUGUUGUAGAGGUGGAAGAAGGUACCGACUUUUCCACCAAAAUCAUAUAUGAUCGAGCGCUCGCUGCAAUCUCUUCGCUCAAGACUUUGGAGGGCCACUAUGCGCACCUCGGGCGGAGCCAUGGCCGCCCAUCGUUUGUCACGCGUUGGUGGCUGCCGGCUUCCCUCGGUGCCUUUGCCGCAUGGAAGCUGUCCAAGGUCCUGACCGGCCAAGUGAUCAGCGACUACAUCACCGAGAUUGGGCUCACAGUCCACUCCUUUGCGUCCGAGUGGAUUUAUAAGCCUCUUCGUGAUAUUUGGAUGACGAUUCGCCACCAAGAGGCACAGCUCGCCCUUCUCGGAGCAGAGUCAUUGAACUCGGACAUUGAGUCGCUAGAGCGAAUGGUUGUCGACUUUGCCAAAGACCAUGGCGUCGCAUCGACCUCCGAACUUCAAGACAUUAUUGGAAGGGCUAGAGUCGGGGACGUGACGGUUGUGCUCCGGCGAUAUGAAGAAGAGCUCAAACAGCCCCUCCGAAACGUGGUGUUUGGCGACUUGAUCCGCACCUUGCUCAUUCAGGUGCAAAAGACAAAAGUCGACGGCGAAGUUGCAAUGACGGCGCUGGACAAGCUGCUCAAGGCGAACGAGCUCAACUUUGCCUUCUUGGCAACGGUUCCAUCGCUUCUGCUCGUUUAUAGCGUCGGAUAUCAGCUCCAGCAGCUGUGGGGAAGCCGCAUGGGAAUCGGGCGCACCAACGCCUAUCAAUCCAUCCGCCAUAGUCUCAGAACAAUCGAGCGUAUUCUGAAUUUAGCGAGCUCGCCCAAGGAACUGAGCUUGACGGAUGAUGAAACCACCGAUAUCCCGGCCUCCCGUCUCUACCUGCCCUACCGCGAGCAGGGCCUGGUGCUGAUGGAGGUACAUCGCUUGCGCCAGAACACCAGCUUCAUCCCGACAAAGGGCCAGUAUCGGACCAUGUUCAUGCAGGAUUUGCGCGAGCUUGAAAGCAUGGACCUAGCUGUUUCGCAGCGGCUCGGCACCAUCAACCGGAUGUGGAGAACCUAUCCGUUCUGGAGACAAACCCUUUAAUGCUGCUCACACGCGCGCCCAGAAGCGCAUGCUUGUUCCGGUCUUCACAAACCCAAAUGGACACCUUGGCUGUGAGAUCGCCGACCAUUGGAUCUCAGGAUGCGAAUAUACAUGCCCGUCCGUCAUUCACAAA